Messenger RNA from Symbiodinium sp. CCMP2592, 417 nucleotides. Lineage: Eukaryota; Dinophyceae; Suessiales; Symbiodiniaceae. The record is from the annotation of a GenBank genome assembly.
AUGGCCCUUGUAUUGCGCUUCGGGCUCCUGAUGGUGAUCCAGGUCGUCCCGACCGUCCAGCGUGGAACACAUGAGCUGACAGAGCCAGCAGUGCCGGCAACUCGAAUUGGUGUCGCUAUUCUUCCAAGCGUCAGCCGUGGCGGCAACAGCGAUGCUCAGAAGGACGACUUGGGGGACUCUACUCUCGACCAAGGGCGGAUCCUUGAGUGGCUCGCCGUCUUCGGCAGCUUCGGGGCUUGCCUCAGCGCCCUUGCUUGGUUCUGCGGUACCAGCUGCCGGCGGCGCUGGAACAACGGCUACCAGCUCGUGGCCGACUCCACACAUGCCAUGCUCAUCCUGCCGGAUGACACGCCCUUGAUGGAGGGGGACAGCGUGCAGUACCUCACUGGUGGCGGCAAGCGUCCUGCUCAGGAUUGA